Messenger RNA from Aureobasidium vineae, 846 nucleotides. NCBI's taxonomy places the organism in Eukaryota, Fungi, Ascomycota, Dothideomycetes, Dothideales, Saccotheciaceae. The record is from the annotation of a GenBank genome assembly.
AUGGGUCUCCCACCUCAACUAACCCUUCUCCGACCUCUUCUCCUCCUCUCCUACUCAGCCUCCUACAUCCCCAUAACAGUCUUCCGACUCUUGACCUCGUCACCUUCAAAACUGCUCUCCUGGUCCUCCUUCCAACACGCCUGGUUCGGAAACUUCUGGUCCUGGUUCGGCGGUGUGUCCCGCCAAAACGCCGAUGCCACCGUCUCUCCCCUAGUUCGCGCAAACGUGUCUGGCAUAGUCCUCGACAUUGGGCCCGGAAGCGGAGAAUGGGUCUACCUCUAUGCAGCCACAGCAAACAAAGUCACCAAAGUCUAUGGCGUGGAGCCUAAUCCUGAACACCAUGCUGCACUGCGCAGACGAGUGGAAGCUGCGGGCUUGAAAGGCAUCUAUGAGAUUCUGCCGGUGGGAGCUCAGGAUUUGGGGAGAAUGGGAUUGGAGGUUGAGUCUGUGGAUACGAUAGUGACGUUGCAGACUUUGUGCAGUUGUCCUGGUCCGCAGAAUAUCAUCAAGAGUUUGUAUCCCUAUUUGAAGAANGGGGGUACGUGGUUGGUCUAUGAGCAUGUCAAGACAAAACACCAUAAUGAAUUUGUUGGCUACUGGCAACGUGAGUGGAAGCAAAAAGCCCUUUUGUGUCAUUGCUUGUUGGUUGCUGACUUUUGUUCUUCUCCAGCUUUCGUCAAUCUCAUCUGGCCGACUUUCUUUGGUGGCUGUGAUAUUGCUAGACCUACGGAUGAAUGGCUUCGCGAAGCCGGUGAUUGGGAGGAAGUCUCGUUGAGAGCAGGAGAGGGCGAAGGUCCCUACGACACUAUCCCUCACUCGCUUGGCACGCUCGUCAAAAGAAAGUGA